Sardina pilchardus (European sardine) is the source of this 4618-nucleotide messenger RNA. It is a transcript of the gene cadps2, whose product is annotated as Ca++-dependent secretion activator 2. The record is from RefSeq and is a predicted model, not a curated record. The coding region runs from base 1 to 3729 and encodes 1242 amino acids. The transcript has 28 exons. Gene Ontology annotation, cellular component: glutamatergic synapse. Gene Ontology annotation, biological process: dense core granule exocytosis; positive regulation of exocytosis; synaptic vesicle exocytosis. NCBI's taxonomy places the organism in Eukaryota, Metazoa, Chordata, Actinopteri, Clupeiformes, Clupeidae.
AUGCUGGACCCUUCCUCAAGUGAAUCAGAGGAGGAACUGCCACCAGAAGACGACCCCUCCAUCAAAGUAAAACCCGUCAAAAAGAUUUCAAAUUCGGAGAAGGUUACCGGUGACCAGCGCAAGCCUCCUGAUAGCCCAGGUCCAGCUCCUGUAGUCGAUGACAAAAGUGAGCAGGAGCAAAUACAGAAAGAGGAAGCAGAGAGAAAAACAAAACUACAGAUCUAUGUAUUUGUGCUGCGAUGUAUAUCGUACCCUUUCAACGCGAAACAACCAACUGAUAUGGCACGUCGUCAGCAAAAGCUGAACAAGCAGCAGUUGCAGGCUGUGAAGGAGCGUUUCCAGGCCUUCCUACGUGGUGAGACACAAAUUGUGGCUGAUGAGGCUUUUUGCAACGCCAUCCGCAGCUACUAUGAGGGCUUCCUGAAGAGUGAGCGCGUGGCCCGCAUGGUUCUCGGGGGCGGCUGCUCCGCCAACGACUUCCGCGAGGUCUUCAAGAACAACAUCGAGAGACGGGUGCGCAGCCUGCCGGAGAUCGACGGCCUGAGCAAAGAGACGGUGCUCAGCUCCUGGAUCACCAAGUUCGACGCCAUCUACCGCGGCGAGGAGGACGUGCGGCGCCACGCCCAGCGGGCGCACUUCAGCGCCGUGUCCGAGCUCAUCCUCAGCAAGGAGCAGCUCUACGAGAUGUUCCAGCUCAUCCUGGGCAUCAAGAAGUUUGAGCAUCAGCUACUCUACAAUGCCUGUCAACUGGAUAAUGUGGACGAACAGGCAGCACAGAUCCGCAGGGAGCUGGAUGGGAGGCUUCAACUAGCUGAGAAAAUAGCCAGGGAGCGGCGGUAUCCCAAGUUUGUGUCCAGUGACAUGGAGGCCAUGUAUACAGAGGAGCUCAGGUCUGCAGUCAACCUCCUCAUGGCCAACCUGGAGAGCCAGCCUGUAGCAAAGGACUUCAAGCCCAAGAUCAAGCCCAAGCUCACCCCCAUGAACAGCUUCCUGGACAUGGGAGAGGAGGGGGACCUCCCCCUGUCCAAAUCAGAUGUGGUGCUCUCCUUUACACUGGAGAUCGUGAUCAUGGAGGUGCAGGGGCUGCGCUCUGUGGCCCCCAACAGGAUUGUGUACUGCACCAUGGAGGUGGAGGGAGGAGAGAAGCUCCAGACUGACCAAGCUGAGGCGUCGCGGCCGCAAUGGGGAACCCAGGGAGACUUCACCACCACACACCCCCUGCCUGUGGUCAAGGUGAAGCUCUUCACGGAGAGCACAGGAGUACUGGCCCUGGAGGACAAGGAGCUGGGGAGGGUGGUUCUCAACCCCACCACCAAUGGGCCCAAGGCUGCAGAGCUGCAUAAGAUGGUUGUCCCUAAGCACAGUCAGGAUAGUGACCUGAAGAUUAAGCUGGCCGUUAGGAUGGACAAGCCUCCCAACAUGAAGCACAGUGGGUAUCUCUACGCACUGGGUCAACGAGUGUGGAAACGGUGGAAAAGGCGGUAUUUUGUCCUUGUGCAGGUAAGCCAGUACACGUUCGCAAUGUGCAGUUAUCGGGAGAAGAAGUCCGAGCCACAGGAAUUGAUGCAGCUGGAGGGCUAUACGGUUGACUAUUCUGACCCACAACCAGGUCUCCAGGGCGGGCGCAUGUUCUUCAGUGCAGUCAAGGAGGGCGACCAGGUGGUGUUCGCCAGCGAUGAUGAGCAAGAUCGAGUGCUGUGGGUGCAGGCCAUGUAUCGCGCGACGGGUCAGUCCUACAAGCCCGUGCCCCCCUCUCAGAACCAGCGGCAGAACUGCCGUGGAGGAGGAGCGCAGAAGGACGCCCCAGUCUCCUUACUCAGCCUGGAGCGGACGCAGAGGCAAGGGGUGGAGGAGCUGAUCUCGGCUGCGCCGUGCCGCUUCGAUCAUGCCAGCCUGUUCCGCCUGCUGCAGAAGCACACCCUCGCCCACCGCAUGAACGACUCCUUCUCCUGCCUGGGGUGGUUCAGCCCAGGCCAGGUGUUUGUGUUGGAUGAGUAUUGUGCACGCUACGGAGUGCGGGGAUGCCAUCGCCACCUCUGCUACCUGAAGGACCUUCUGGAAUUUAUGGAGAACAAUGCCAUGGUGGACCCCACCCUCCUUCACUACAGCUAUGCCUUCUGUGCCUCCCAUGUCCAUGGAAACAGGCCAGAUGGUAUGGGAACAGUGACUGUGGAGGAGAAGGAGCAGUUUGAAGAGAUACGGGGCAGAAUGAAGACUCUGCUGGAGAACCAGAUUGUUCAUUUCAGAUAUUGCUUCCCCUUUGGACGACCUGAAGGAGCCCUAAAAGCCACUCUGUCCUUGCUUGAACGAGUCCUAAUGAAGGACAUCAACAGCCCUGUUCCUGCAGACGAGAUGAGGAGGCUGGUGCACAAGUGCCUGGAGAAGGCGGCCCUGGUCAACUACUCCCAGCUCACAGAGUAUGCCCAGAUCGAAGCAACCUCACAGGCCCCCCCUGAGAAGCGUCUGGAGGACAUGAUGAGACUGGGAGAGCUUUGCAUGGACGUCCUGCUGCAGAAUGACGAGCACCACUCUGAGGCCUUUGCCUGGUGGCCUGAGCUGAUGACGGAGCAUGCGGAGAGCUUCCUGUCUCUGUACACGGUGGACAUGGACGCCGCGCUGCAGGUGCAGCCGCACGACUCCUGGGACAGCUUCCCGCUCUUCCAGCUGCUCAACAACUUCCUGCGCACAGACCAUCACCUGUGCAACGGCACAUUCCACAAGCACCUGCAGGAGCAUUUCAUCCCCAUGGUGGUGCGCUACAUCGACCUGAUGGAGUCCUCCAUCGCUCAGUCCAUCCACCGUGGCUUUGAGCAGGAGACCUGGCAGUCUGUGAACAACGGCUCGACCACCUCAGAGGAUCUGUUCUGGAAGCUGGACGCACUCCAGAUCUUCGUAAUGGACCUCCACUGGCCCGAGCCUGAGUUUGCAAAGCACCUGGAGCAGCGCCUCAAGCUGAUGGCCAGCGACAUGAUGGAGGCCUGUGUCAAGAGAACUAAAGCAGCCUUUCACUCAAAGAUGCAGAAAGCAAGCAAGUCAACAGAUUUCCGGGUGUCUCUCUCUGUGUGCACUAUGUUCAAUGUUCUAAUGGAUGCCAAGAGGCAGUGCUCCAAGCUUUGUGUUCUCGACCAAGGCCAGGAGAUGGACCAGCAGUGGCAACAGUACCACUCCAAGAUCGACGUGCUCAUCGAUGAAGCCAUCAAAGAAAUGAUUUCCACACUGGUGUCAAAGUUUGUUGCAGUGCUGGACGGCGUUCUCUCCAAGCUCUCCAGAUAUGACGAGGGAACGCUCUUCUCCUCCAUCUUGUCUUUCACUGUCAAAGCAGCUGCCAAAUAUGUGGAUGUGCCUACCCCUGGCAUGGACCUAGUGGACACGUACAUCACAUUUGUACGGCAGAACCAGGACCUUCUGAGGGACCAUGUGAAUGAUGAAGUGUACACAGAGCAAGUGUUUGAUCAAUGGUACACCACCUCCAUGAAGGCAGUGUGUGUAUGGUUAACGGACAGACUGGACCUACAGCUGCAUGUGUACCAGCUCAAAACACUCAUCAAGAUUGUGAAGAAGUCAUACCGGGAUUUCAGGCUCCAGGGUGUCCUAGAUGGCACGCUGAACAAUAAGAGCUACGAGACUAUCUACAACCGUCUGACUGUGGAGGAGGCCACUCUCUCUGUAUCUGCCGGUGAAGGACUGCAAGGCAUCUCGAUGAGGGACAGCGAUGAAGAGGACGGCUAGAGCCCAUCUCUCAUCGGAGCGUCCUGAGCAGGAGAGCGGGCUGGACUGGCCGACAGCGCACCUGUCUGUGCCUGUGUCCACUGUGCUGUAAUGUUGAAAUGGGCUGGGAGCACCCCACAGCGAUUCUCUUACUCUGGAUUGCUGACAGUGAGAGACAAAUGGACAAACAUAGCAGUGCAUUUAAUUGGGCACGUGGUUAAGAGGCUCAGCAUGCCUGCAACAUUAUGUGUCUGUAGGCUUCACUACAUGACUGGCGUGUGCACUUGUUGACAUGGAGGUUUGUUCAUUGUAUGCUUGCACAAGUGGUGAUGGCAUUUAAUAUACAGUAUCUGCUGUAGGAAUUCAAAGUAUAUGUCUGUACUGCCAAUCAAUUUUGUGUUUGUUUAUGCUGUUUUGGUGUGUGCACAAUCUGGGUGAAGUCAAUUGUAAAGUGCAUAGGAGGUUUUGUAAAGUAUUUCUAUUGUCCAUUGUCCACCUGUAUUAGUUCAGGUGUGUUUAAAUGUAAUUAUUAAAGUCCUUUUAAUCUAGAUUUCAUGUUGCAUCCUUGUUCCUUACACAGUGGUUGCACGCACCAGGCAUUAUCAUUGAAUCAUUGCUCAAAGUAUUGGGGAUGUCCUUAUCUUUUAUUUGAAUAAUUACAAGAGCUUUUUCAUAAAGGUGAGACAUGAUAUUGUGUUAGUUAAUCACGAACGGUUUAUGUAAGCUGUCUUGUGCUAAUUAUUAUUUUAUAUUUUAAGACCCCUUUAUUGGUGAUUAUUGUUACUUCAUUUUCUCUUUAUGAAUGUAAUUAGGGAAUUAUGGCAUUUCUCUGCGUGCAUAACAGAAGCUAUCCUAAGGACCACCAUAGAGCAGGCAACAGAAUCAUUUGAAUUAAAGAUUUUUUAAAAUA